AUGAAGCGGAGCAUCGUCCUUUUUUUAUUUUUGCUCAUCAAGGUAGGUGUCCUGUUGGGACCCGCGAACGGUGCGUACCAUCUGAAAAGGGGAGGCGUGAACAUGGAGGGGGAGCAACAUGUGCAGGGGGAAGGGAAAGUGGCCGCGGGGAAGGAGGCAGUCUGCCCCAUGGCAAGUGCGAAAAAGGGGGGGAGCGAUCAGAAGAGCAAUAUGAUCACGAGUAACACGCCAGAGAAGGACGCGGAGGACACUGAAUCGGGGGAAGACAUAUCGGAUGACACGUCGGAGGGGCUGGAAGACGCAGGUGUGGAAGAGGCAGCCGCGGAGGAGGCAGCCAUGGAGGAGGAAGCCAUGGAGGAGGAAGCCGCGGAGGAAGCAGCCGCAGAGGAGGUAGCCAACAAGGAAGCGGCCGAUUUAAAAGAAAAGCAGUACAACGAAAUGAAGCAGCGAAAGUGGAAAGCACACCACGGGGCUGUGCAGGCUUCAGAGGUGUCUCCCAAGAAGAAUGCGAUGCCGGUCAAGGGGGGGGGCAGCAAAGUGGUGAAGGCGCAUAGCGGUGGUAACUCCAACGUGGUAAACGCGCUGAAGUCGAUUGAGAGCCACGACAACAGCUCGGAGGGCAAGAGAAAAGGCAAAGGGGAAAAGGGAACAAACGAAGAAAACGAAUCCCUGUACGAGGAGAAGAGACAAAAAAUACUGAUGAUUCAUCUCUUAAAAACAAUUAAAGAACACUUAGACAGACAGAAACAAAAUUUUAACAGUUUUUUGUCUUUCCUAAGUGAAUCUUAUGCGAGCUACGAAAGGUUUCAUGUCUUCAAGAAGGUGAAUGAUAUGUAUAGUGGGGUGGGGGAGGAGAUGGCGAUAACGUCGCAGUCGUUUUUGAGUUUACAGGAGGAGAGCACACCCAGGUGUGGUAAGCAGAACGUGGGUGGUGUGCUUCGAAGCGGCGCCAAGGCGGCAGCGAUGGGCCUGAAUAAUGGGGGUAGCAGCAGUAGCGGAGGUGGAAUGGAUGAGGAGAGCGAGGAAGAGGAGAAGGAAGACGCGACGGAGGAUGAAGAGGGGGAAAACCAAAAAAACGAAGACGCAGCACAAAAGGGAGAUGCGCCGCAAAACGGAGACAACUCAGACGGUGGAAAAAUCCCGGGGGAGAAUCCCACCAACACUGAUGACCAGGACAAGGACGCAAAGAAAUCGUCGGAAAAAAUGAAACAAAUUAAAGGCUUCCUCUACGAAAUGCUGCAAUCGGAAGAGCUAGGCCCAAAGCAGAAGGAGUACCUCCAGGUCAUUCUUCAAAUUCUGACGUUGGAAGACGAUCUGCUACAAAAGGAACAGAUGCAGGUGCAGCUAAACAAGAAGAUUAUUGACGUCUUGUUGGGUAAGUCAAAUGAACUGAGAGACAUUGCAGUGCAUCUGAGUAGAGAAGGAUCGGGAGAAGCAGAAGGGAACCAGAGAGUCGACUUGGCACAGAACAUCGUAUCGAAUUUGCUGAACUUCUCCGUCGAAUUAAAGAACACUGGAAAUAUUGUCUAUAAUAACAUACAAGGACAGGGAGACCUUCUUCAGAGCAUCGAGAAGAGUAUUAAUAAGGCAGAGGACGGAUUGAAAAACGUGCGUGUGCAUACGGAGUAUAAGGGGAGGAAGAAGGACGACCCCACCGUCGACCCCACCGUCGACCCGAGUAACGACCCGAGUAACGACGACCCAAGUAGUAACGAUGUGGUACAAAACAAGGGUGGCGCUACCACCUCGAGAGAUGCUACUAAGUCAGAGUUCCUUCAGUACUGCGACGCUGGGGAGGCGGAAGCCAAUUCCACUUGUCCGUUUAAAUCUGUGUCUUCCUCCAAGAGUGGAUCCGCUGCGAUGAAGCAGAGCAGCGGAGGGGACCUCCAAAAGGACUCAGCGAGUAAGGGCACCAAGAACAAAUUCACCCUGGAUGAAACAAUGAAGAAUCACUUCUUCAACAACUUCGUGAAGGACUCCGUCACGCUGAGGAAGCUCUACCGCCUGCUCUACGACAUGUUCUAG
Molecule: messenger RNA, 2025 nt
Organism: Plasmodium inui San Antonio 1
Lineage: Eukaryota; Apicomplexa; Aconoidasida; Haemosporida; Plasmodiidae
Exons: 1
Coding region: 1-2025 (674 amino acids)
Source: RefSeq, a predicted model, not a curated record